UUUUUUCCUUUUUGUCGUUUGAUUUGUUCUAUCGAUUCGUUAUUUUUGUCUGUGUUCCUUUUUGUGAACCUUGUGAGCGUUUCUACAUACACCGAGACUGCAGCUGAGAGAUGGCUGUGAGAGAAUUGACUACCGGUUUCUCACGCUGGUGUGUGUAGAAGCUCUGAAAAGCGCCGAGAUGAGACUUUUAAAAUGAUGUUGAAAAAAUCCAUUUUAAUCGCUAAAAUGAAGUCAAAAAAGUUUCUUUUACUUUUUAAUAAUAUUUCUACGAUUAUAAGACGGCAAAAAUGCACUCUAUAAUUGAUCGAUUGCUAUAAACUGCCAAAUCAAAUUUUUCUCAGCUCCAUCGUUCUUUGCAUGCCGAAGAGAAUUCUCUCACCGAAAAUGCAUGCUGUCAGUUAUUUUCUCAGCAGCAUUCUCGGUGUAUGUAGUAACGCUCUGUGUUGUUUUUUUCUGACUGUUGCUCUGUUUAUGAGUUGUUGCGUUUAUGAGUUCGCUGACGACAAUUUAGGCUUAAAAAACAAAGCGUUGCUAGGUCAAUAAAUGCUGACUAGCUAUGUUAUGCAACGCGCCAGCGAUGCGCGCUGGUUUAACGAUUAAAUGGAAAAAUAGGCUAAGAAGAAUAGAUUAAGAAGAAUAUGCUGAUCGACGACGGUCAGCAUUUUUAGAGUAUAAAAUCAAUUGAAUAAAUUAAUGAAGCCAUUACUUGCCAAGAACCAGUUGGUGCGUUCAUUAUUGUGCUUAAGUCGGCGUGUACUGUGCCUGUCUUAAGCUGCUGCUCCGAAAGACACUUUCGUGUGCGCGACAAAUGGUGGCUCCAGAGAGGACGCAUCAACCAAUGGUUCGGAAAGUAGUCAAAUAAAUCGGGAAAUAAAAACCCGAAGUAGUAACAAGCCCGUAGAGGCGUGAAUAGACCCCACAGCAACCCAAGCAGGGUUGUGAUAGUGAAACAACGGCGACGGACGACGAUCCGGCGUAGCCGAUCUACGACAGCCAGCCCAGGAAGAAGGGCCACGCACCAGUUGCUCGACGAAGCAAAACCCGAGAAGCGCCUCGGCGGUGAGUGAGUGCAAAAGAACUGUAAGUGCAACGACACAACAGUGAAUAGAACGCGGUCAUUACCGUUAGUGAAGUGACGCAAUCGAAAGUGAACUCGAUACUGCCAACGUAUAAGGCAAAUGCUGAACUAGUGAAAAGGUGACCAAUACGCGUACGCCGCGAGCUCGACGAAGCAAAACCCGAGAAGCGCCUCGGCGGUGAGUGAGUGCAAAAGAACUGUAAGUGCAACGACACAACAGUGAAUAGAACGCGGUCAUUACCGUUAGUGAAGUGACGCAAUCGAAAGUGAACUCGAUACUGCCAACGUAUAAGGCAAAUGCUGAACUAGUGAAAAGGUGACCAAUACGCGUACGCCGCGAGCUCGACGAAGCAAAACCCGAGAAGCGCCUCGGCGGUGAGUGAGUGCAAAAGAACUGUAAGUGCAACGACACAACAGUGAAUAGAACGCGGUCAUUACCGUUAGUGAAGUGACGCAAUCGAAAGUGAACUCGAUACUGCCAACGUAUAAGGCAAAUGCUGAACUAGUGAAAAAGGUGACCAAUACGUGUACGUCGCGAGCUUCGAAAGGUGCAUCCGUUCUCGCAACGCAACAUGAAACCGUCAUUUUAGCGCCAGUAGAAAAAAAAAAAAAAAACAAAACAAACAGUUAUCGUAAAACGCGUGCGUCGCAAAUAUCGGACGUUAACUCCGACGAAACGUAUAACGAAACACGUGUGCCGCGAGCUAAAUAUUGCAUAAGGCAUCCGACGCAGUGCAACGUAGGAAGAGCAAAUUGAAGAAAUUAAUUGUGACGAGUGUAUCCAUCGUGUGUAUGACCGUCGUGUGUAUGACCGCCGACCCACGGCUAAGAAAACAUCGUUCCGGUUGAGGCAACCAUCGUUCUCGGUUUGAGGGCAACCGGCACGUAAUACGGAAGACGUCGUAUUGUAAUCCUGAGAAGACCAACAAGCAGCAGUGAAGACAUCACUCCCGAUCCAGCCGUCCCUGACCAGCCGAAUAGGAGUUGACCCUGCUGAAGCGGAUCUGAACCACGGUUGUUCCGGCGAGGCAGAGCCGAAUAUCUCAGAUAUCACCAAAACAGAAUUGGUACGGUCCGAUUGGAAAAGGGCCCAGGCAAUCACACAACAAUAUUGGCGACGGUGGAUAGCUGAGUAUCUCCCAAAGCUCUCUAUACGAGAAAAGUGGACUCAACCGGCCAAACCAUUACAAAUAGGCGAUAUUGUCACGUUUCCCGAUGAACAAAGGAAAGGAAAGUGGUUUAAAGGCCGAAUCUGCGAGCUGGUAACUGGCGUAGACGGACAAACUCGUUCAGCACGAAUCAAAGUAGGUAAUAAUGUAGUUAAUAGGCCAACUGUAAAACUAGCAGUACUCGAGGUAAAACGAGAUCAAACAUUUCCAAAUUGGGGAAAAAGGAAGGAAACAAAUCUUAACGUUAUAAAAGCUAAAGCAGAAGAACUAGCAAGUCAAAUACCAAAAAGGAAAAAGCUCAAAAUUAGGCCCGUAUCAUGGAGCUCAUCCUUAAAAUAACAAUAUACAUAGCCGCUCUGUUUAAAGUCGAAUGCUUAUCGAUCGUACCUAUCCCUGAACCAGGAAUAUACUUUGAUCAUAUUGGGACACUCCUAUUAAAAAAAGGAGCACGGGAAACGACAUUCCAUACGGGGACACGUCCGGCAAAUGAUACGGAUACGUUACAAACGUUGAAAAAACACUUAACCACAGUAUUGAACUCCGUUAAUAGUACGGACUCCGAACUCUCAGAUCUAAAAGUUACAAUCCAGCGCGAAUGCAACCAUGCAAUUCAACUAAUUCAAGGAAUAAGUCACAAAAGGACAAAACGCUCCCGGGGAAUAUUUGGUAUAUUAAAAGAUUUCAUGUUCGGGGGAGACGACAUAGACGAGCAAUUAGCAGCCUUCAGAGCAGCAGAGGAUACAAAAAUUACACAUGUGUCCGAACGUUUGACCCAAACAAAUAAAAAACACAAUGAGUUAACAGAAAAUUUACGUCACCGAAUAGACAAACUCUAUGAUGGUAUAGAUGUUCUCAGCAAAGAAUUUAAGCAUAACAAAAAUGAAGUUCUAACAAAGUACAUACAAGAAACGAUCAUGCUUACAACCGCUCUAGUACAAGACAUGAUAAAUAAGUAUCACGAAAUAGAUUCAAACCAAUUAUAUUUAGAGGAUGAAGAGAUGUUAAAACAAACUAUACGAAGAAAGAUGGCAAGUCAUUAUAAUGUUUUAGAAUACUCGGAAAUAACCAAUAGGAGGAUAGAAAAUGGUGAAAUAGUCUUUUCUAUCAAAAACGUAAUUGUAUCGAUAGAAAAUUACGAGAUGUUUAAAGUCAUAGCCAUUCCAAACUUUGCUAAUUAUACGAUUUUAGACAUACACGAAAAUACAAUAGCCAUCAACGAAACUAGUUACUUAUACCCGAAGGAAAUUGUUAAACUGAACGAAUCGCAUUACAUAUCUUCUGAGAAAAUAAUACAACGAGAACCAGACUGCAUAGCAUCAGCAUUACUACACACAGAAAGUGGUACCAGAUGUAGUUCAAAGGAAAUAGGGCCAGAAGUCACUGAAUUUAUACAACUUACAAAUCCAAACAGUAUUCUGUUCUUCUCUACCAACCCUGAUAAGAUAUUACUAAAAUGUAAUAAAACACUCACUACACCAAGCUGCUCAAUCGGAAUCAUAACCUUGUCACUAGACUGUAGCAUUUUGACGAGCAAGUUCGAAAUACAACCGACGAUGCUAAUAAAAUCUGAGCAAGUUAGAGCAUAUUUUAAACCCAUGUUAAAUUUAAGCAUAUCAAAAGAAGAUAAGUCUAACGAAGUAGAAUCAGUAACCAGUAACUAUGUACUCUUCUCGAUAACCAUACUAAGUGUUUCUAUUACGGUCAUCUUGGUUUCCGCGAUGUUAAUCAAGAAAUAUCUAAAACAAAAUAUUGGUCCUCCUCCAUGCAGGCCACCCACUUUAAACCUAGAAUUGUAACUCCCCUACGAGGAUUUACGGGGGGAGGGAUGUCGCUGACGACAAUUUAGGCUUAAAAAACAAAGCGUUGCUAGGUCAAUAAAUGCUGACUAGCUAUGUUAUGCAACGCGCCAGCGAUGCGCGCUGGUUUAACGAUUAAAUGGAAAAAUAGGCUAAGAAGAAUAGAUUAAGAAGAAUAUGCUGAUCGACGACGGUCAGCAUUUUUAGAGUAUAAAAUCAAUUGAAUAAAUUAAUGAAGCCAUUACUUGCCAAGAA
Anopheles gambiae (African malaria mosquito) is the source of this 4298-nucleotide messenger RNA. RefSeq lists its product as uncharacterized. The record is from RefSeq and is a predicted model, not a curated record. The coding region runs from base 2565 to 4043 and encodes 492 amino acids. NCBI's taxonomy places the organism in Eukaryota, Metazoa, Arthropoda, Insecta, Diptera, Culicidae. The transcript is spliced from 2 exons.